Molecule: messenger RNA, 2316 nt
Organism: Agrilus planipennis (emerald ash borer)
Lineage: Eukaryota; Metazoa; Arthropoda; Insecta; Coleoptera; Buprestidae
Gene: AcCoAS
Product: acetyl-coenzyme A synthetase
Exons: 7
Coding region: 152-2158 (668 amino acids)
Molecular function (GO): AMP binding; acetyl-CoA synthetase activity
Source: RefSeq, a predicted model, not a curated record
AAAUUGAAGCGCGCAGGAAGAGAAAACAAAAUCGACCGCACAAUUUCGUUGAUAGCGGGCCGUGGAAAACGUUUCAAUGUGAUAAUCUGUUCCGCGCAAGUGACCUAUCUACCGUACAGUGUAAUUUAUUUUUGCAUACCAACGGUUUAACAUGCCGUCUGAAACGAAAGUGUAUUAUCCUAAUCCGAAUUUUUCGAAAAAUGCUUACAUUAACUCUUUUUCUCAAUACCGUGAAAUGUACCUUCAGUCCCUGGAUAACCCAGAAGCCUUCUGGGGAGAAAUAAUCAAACAAUUUCAUUGGGAAACGCCAGUAGAGUAUGAUAACUUUUUUAGAUAUAACUUUGAUAUCAGAAAAGGGCCUAUUUACACCAAAUGGUUUGACGGAGCCACAACCAAUAUAUGUUACAACGUAUUAGACAGAAUUGUUCAAAGAGGAUACGGUGACAAAGUAGCAUACUACUGGGAAGGAAACCAUCCUGAUGAUUACAGUCGUUUAACAUAUAGGAAACUUCUGGAAGAGGUAUGCAAAUUUUCGAAUGUAUUGAAAAGCAAAGGUAUUAAAAAGGGAGACCGAGUAGCAGUAUAUAUGCCAAUGAUAUUAGAAGCUGUAAUCACCCUUUUAGCUUGUACAAGAAUAGGUGCAGUUCAUUCAGUAGUGUUCGCCGGUUUUUCCGCUGACUCAUUCGCAGAAAGAGUUAUAGACUGUGGAGCUGAAAUAAUUGUUACUGCCGAUGGAGUAUGGAGAGGACCGAAAUUUCUUGGUCUAAAAUCAAUUUGCGACCAAGUAAUGGAUAAAUGUGCUAGACGAAAUCAUAAUAUUCGACACUGUAUUGUUGUUGCCCACUUAAAACGAGUAACAUCGCCAGAUAAUAGUCAAAAGAGUAAUAAGGUGCAUAUGAAAGAGGGGCGCGAUAUUUGGUGGAAUGAUGCUGUAGCAGAUUCGUCUAUUACUUGUCCUCCAGUCUGGACAAACAGUGAAGAUCCUCUUUUUAUGUUGUAUACAAGCGGUUCCACAGGGAAACCCAAAGGUGUUUUACAUACAGUGGGCGGUUAUAUGGUCUAUACGGCAGCGACUUUCAAAUGUGUUUUCGAUUACAAAAGUAAAGAUGUUUAUUGGUGUACUGCUGAUAUUGGAUGGAUUACUGGUCAUAGCUACGGAGUUUAUGGACCUUUGGCCAAUGCUGCCACUUGCGUUCUAUUCGAAGGAACACCUUUCUAUCCCGAUAACGAUAGAUUUUGGACUGUGAUAGAAAAAUAUAAAGUAAAUCAAUUCUAUACAGCUCCCACUGCUAUUAGAGCUCUUAUGAAAUACGGUGAUGACUUAGUUCGAAGACACGACGUUUCAUCAUUAAAAGUCAUAGGUUCUGUUGGAGAACCAAUAAAUUCGGAGGCAUGGCUGUGGUACUAUAAAGUUGUAGGUGGAGAGAAAUGUUCAGUAGUAGAUACUUUCUGGCAAACGGAAACUGGAGGACAUGUUCUUACACCCCUUCCAGGUGCAACACCUAUGAAACCCGGAUCAGCUACAUUUCCAUUUUUUGGAGUUCAACCUGCACUUUUAGAUGAAUCUGGUAAAGAAAUAGAAGGAGAAGGGGAAGGCUACUUGGUUUUCAAACGACCGUGGCCAGGUAUAAUGAGAUCAUUAUUUGGAAACCAUGAACGUUAUGAAGCAACCUACUUUUCUAAAUUUCCUGGCUACUAUUGCACCGGUGAUGGUGCCAGAAGAGAUGCCGACGGUUACUUUUGGAUAACUGGCCGUAUAGACGACAUGUUGAACGUUUCAGGCCACUUAAUGUCUACGGCAGAAGUUGAAUCAUUAUUAACUGAACACAAAGCGAUUGCAGAAGCUGCGGUGGUAUCAAAGCCCCAUCCAAUCAAGGGUGAAUGUUUGUAUUGUUUUGUCAUAACUUCAAACGAAACCCAUUUCGAUGAUAAUAUUAAGAAAGAAUUAUCAUUACUUAUACGUGAGAGAAUAGGUGCUUUUGCUACCCCAGAUGUUAUUCACAAUACUCCGUCCCUGCCUAAAACUAGAUCUGGUAAAAUUAUGCGAAGAAUAUUGAGAAAAGUUGCUGUAAAUGAUAGAAAUUUAGGAGACGUUAGUACACUGGCUGAUUCAACAGUUAUAGAAACAUUGUUUGCCUCAAGACCUGUGUGUUCUUAAAGUUUGUAACUUUGUUUGUACAUAUAAGUAUAUAUUUAUGUAUAUAUGUGUUAAUGACUUGUAGACAUUCUGCUGCUAAUUUAUUAUUAAUGUUAUGUACUAUAUGAAAAAAAUACAUGUAAAUUGACUCGAAUUAAUAAAACCAACAAAUUAUGGAA